Molecule: messenger RNA, 3716 nt
Organism: Calypte anna (Anna's hummingbird)
Lineage: Eukaryota; Metazoa; Chordata; Aves; Apodiformes; Trochilidae
Gene: BLVRA
Product: biliverdin reductase A
Exons: 8
Coding region: 363-1268 (301 amino acids)
Biological process (GO): heme catabolic process
Cellular component (GO): cytoplasm
Molecular function (GO): biliverdin reductase [NAD(P)H] activity; nucleotide binding; zinc ion binding
Source: RefSeq, a predicted model, not a curated record
GGUAGCCACCUGCAGCUUUACUGCUGUUUUCUGAGCGGAAACUCCCAAGCCUGAGUGCUUGUAGCAGCCAUGCUGCAGCCGCUCUGGCUAUAGCCCGCCCCUAUAGUGUCCUUAUUGGAUUCCUGGCCAAGGGGGUGUUGCUGUAAUGAUAGCAGCAGGGCAUUGAUAUGCGGGAGCUGCAGAGCGUUGUAUAAGAAGGAGCUGCAGGGAGCGGAGGAGGAUUAAGCAGGAUCACGUUUCUCCUUUGUGAACUGAAGAGAAAAGAAGAACUUUGUGCCAGAGCUGUGGUGUAAUAGUUGUUAAAUACAAGGCUGAAGACCAGUUCUGUGACAGCCUGGACCUCUUGACUACCUUUCAAAGCAAUGCAAAUUAACAAAAUGUUUGGGACCGUAGUGGUGGGAGUUGGAAUUGCUGGCUUAGCACGAAUCCGAGAUUUGAUGAAUCCAAUGCCUUCCAGCCCUUCUGAGAACCUGAAGCUCAUCGGAUUUGUAUCCAGGAGAAGUUUUGGCAAUAUUAAUGAGGCGAAGCAGAUUACCCUGGAAGAUGCUCUUACGAGCAAAGAGAUACACGCAGCCUUCAUCAGCACAGAGAACAGAAGCCAUGAGGAAACCAUUAGAAUGUUUUUGGAAGCUGGGAAACAUGUCCUUGUUGAGUACCCCAUGACUUUGUCUGCUAAGGCAGCCCAUGAACUCUGGGAGAUGGCUGAGCAGAAAGGUAAAAUCCUCCAUGUGGAGCACAUUGAACUUCUGACUGAAGAGUACAAGCAACUGAAAAAAGAGGUGGCUGGGAAAGAUCUGGUGAAGGGAACGUUACAUUUCACAGGUAGCGUCCUUGAUGAAAACAAAGCUGGAUUCCCAGCUUUCAGUGGAAUUGCCAGACUGAGUUGGCUGAUUGACCUCUUUGGAGACCUCACUGUAACCUCUGCCACCAGAGAAAAACAGAAGGAUAAAAAUUAUUCCAGAAUGACUGUUCACUUUCAGACAGCAAACAAGAAACCUCUGACUUGGAUUGAAGAAAGGGGACCAGGGAUGAGACGUGACAAGAAAAUCAACUUCUGUUUCACAAGUGGUUGCCUGGAGAGCUUCCCUCAAGCCCCAAGGUCUGCUGUGGGCCUUUUCAUGCAGGAUCAGAACCUCUUUGCUAAAAAACUGCUGGGCCAGGUAUCCAAGGAGGAGCUGGCUGCUGAGAAAUGGCGAAUUUUGCGGUGUCUUGAACUUGCUGAGGUGAUCCAACAGCACUGUGAACAGCCAGAGAAAAUCUGUUCCUGAGACUGCUCUUAGGGAAGGAGGAAUGCAGCAGAUGGGGAAGCUGUAGGGCUUGAGCUCACUGUUGCCAUCAAGCAGUUGCUAUUUCUGUUUCAUUGCCUUUUUCACUAGUUGUGAUUCCUAGGCUCUCCAAAUGGUACAGAGAGCCUGGGCUGUAGCCUGUGCCUUCUGGUGUGUGCCAGAACAAAGCAAUGUUACCCUGUUCUCAUGUAUUGCUGUUCUUCCAGGUAGAUAGGAACCUGUCAGCAAGCUUUCCUGUGGUUGUUUCUACUCAGUUCAGUUGGAAAUGUCCCUGAGAACAGAUUCUGGAGGACUCUCAAAUACUAAACAUAGUUUUCACUCCUGAGGUGUUUUUCUCCCCUCUAGAUACAUCUCAAAAUGAGAUGUGUCUCAGUAGUAUUCCCAUAGUAUUAUCUACAAAAAAAAGUAUUAUCUAGAAAAAAUAUUACCUAGAAUGAAGUUCAAGGCAAGUUCUCCACCUCUUCACUUGAUUUUCAGAACUUGUGCCAUCAUAGUCCUGCCAUUUUCUUCUAGAUGGCCUGAAUUGUUCUGUGUGUUUGCUCUAAUUAGUAGCUGUGCCUUUCUGAGUUUUUUGGGUUGUUUUUUUGUUUUGUUUUGCACAUUCAAAAUCAUCUGCCUUCAAACCAAACCUACACUGGUAUAAAACCAGAAUAGAAGAAAUAUCUUGUUAAUAUCGUAAUAAUCUUAAUAAUUAAUAUCUUAAUAUCAAGAAAUAUCAAGAAAUAUCUUGAUAAAUGCCAUGUUGAGUUUACUCAAUUUCUCCAGUGCCCUAUACCAACACAAAAAUCUUUUUCCAGCAGAAAUUAGAAUUGUACAUCAAACUAACACAUUGGCUGCCUGCUUACCAUUGAGUCUAUUUUUUUUUCCUUUUUUUUUCUUUUUUUUUUUCUUCUAGAAGCAGCAUAUUAUUGUCUUCCAUUUGUGCUCUUUAUCUAGUUCAGCAUGUGAAUGGAUGACAGCUAAAAUUAAUAUACACCCUGCCUUUAAGAAAAAAUAAUUAAUGGACUCCUGAAAACAGUGAAGUUCAUUUGAAAUAAGGAUAAAAUUAGAAUAGAACUGUAGAUAAUGGAGCAAUUUGCAAAUACAGCCAUGCAGUUAAGUUGUAUGACACCUGUGGGAUGGGUCUUUAGCAUUUUACAGUUGUCCCAGGAUCAUAUAUGUAGACAUUAUCACUUCCCUAAAGAAGCAUUUUAGUUUUAGACAUAGCCUAAACAGUGUAUAGAACUAUUAAAAAUUCCUCUGUUUGCCUUUUAUGUUCUAAUUACAGCAUCUGUUGGUGCUAUAUUAAUAUAGCAGAAAACUUUGGUCUGCACAGUUGUUCUUUGACACACAGAACCAUAAUUUCUUUUCUAUGUUAUCACUUGGGUAAUUUUUUAGUAAGGGGGUAUAAAUGUUGUAAACUUUACAGAAUUACAGCCAGUCAAUAUUGACAGAAAAAAAUUCUUCCUUUAGGUAAAUCAUGUUAAUUCUGAAGUUGGAUACAGCUGUUAACUUUGAAAAAGGGAAGGAAAAACUGUAUUUUUUCCCAAAUGAGUAAAAUUUUAGAAGCAACUCAGCUUGAUAUAUGAAUGAAUUGUGUGUGUGAAUUUGUUUUCAAGUCUAUCUGUUAAAAUCAGUGAAAAGCCUGCUGACUUCCAUGGACUGAAACCCACAUGGGUUGCCAGCAGAUCUGUGCAGACAGAUCGUGCACUUUUCCACCUGAGUGGGUACCUUGCUGAGCAUUCACAGGGUGUUCUUUACCAAUGUGAUGGAUGUUGUCUGGGCAGAUCUGAUGUUGUAUGAAGGGAAAAAGUGAGUUUGUGGUAAAAUGCAAAAAGUCCACCUGAGACUGGAAUGAAAUUAAAAUCUGCUGUGUAUGUCUGUCUGUUAUGGUACUGUUUCUUGACAAACUCCUCAGCUGUGAAUAUGGGAUGAAUGCCACUUGUUUACAUGCUAAUUCACAGUGGGUAGCAGGGGAAGGAAAGCAAGGGGGAGAUUCACAUUCCCCACAUACAGGCAUUAAAAUUAGCCACCACAUCUCCCUGGGCUUGCCCUGUAGUUGCAGGUGAGAGCAGUAUUCCUCUAAGAGCAUAAAUUCAGGGAGCUCUGCAGAGCAGCACUAUAACAUUGUGCCAUGAAUCACCCUCUGGAGAAGUUUCUUUCUGUAAAGAGCACCUGGGGAAAUUAGCUGGUUAAUUUGGGCUAGGUAAGGCAGAUGCCUGAAGCUGCAUAUCCUGUUCUCAUAUCCACUCCCCUCCCCAUGUCUCCCAGCUAACCUGCUUGCAUACUGCUGCCUGCCCUGCUCCUUGGAGCCUGCAGCAUUCAAAUGAAACUUUUCCUUUAGCCCUGUGAAUUUGCCGAGGUUUCUGUAUGAGAGCUACUGGAUGUUAAGCUUCAACCAUAUAUAUUGUUUAAUCAGAUGUUGAAUUCACUAAUAAAAUAUUUGAGCUC